This is a messenger RNA of Scatophagus argus, 2487 nucleotides long. Its product is annotated as nuclear factor 7, ovary-like. The transcript is spliced from 2 exons. NCBI's taxonomy places the organism in Eukaryota, Metazoa, Chordata, Actinopteri, Scatophagidae. The coding region runs from base 160 to 1545 and encodes 461 amino acids. The record is from RefSeq and is a predicted model, not a curated record. Gene Ontology annotation, molecular function: zinc ion binding; protein binding.
GACACACAGACUUAAAACCAGACGAUCUGAUUCACCUUCAGAUCAAACUGACGACUUCCUCUGAGUGAGUUCAGCUCCAGGAGAGAAACGUGGAAAACUUCAUGACUGCUGCUUCAACCUGCCGACUCUCCACACACUGAAGCUUCACUCUGAGACAAAAUGGCUUCCAGAUCAGAGGAGGAUCUCUGCUGUCCCGUCUGUCAUGAGAUCUUUAGAGAUCCUGUUGUUCUGUCAUGUAGCCACAGCUUCUGUAAAGACUGUCUGAAGACCUGGUGGAGAGAGAAACCAACACGCGAGUGUCCAGUUUGUAAGACGUUGUCUUCAAAGAAACAUCCACCUUGUAACCUGGUGUUGAAGAACCUGUGUGAGGCCUUCUUGUUGGAGAGACAUCAGAGAGCUUCAGAGGAUUUCUGCAGUCUGCACUCUGAGAAACUCAGAAUCUUCUGUCUGGACCAUCAGCAGCCAGUGUGUCUCGUCUGCAGAGACUCAGAACGACACACCAACCACACAUUCAGACCCAUCAAUGAAGCUGCACAACAACACAAGAAGAAACUUCAGGAAACUCUGGAGCCCUUAAAGGAGAAGCUGAAGGUUCUUGAACAAGUUAAAGUGAAGUUUGAUCAAACAGCAGAACACAUUAAGGUCCAGGCCCGACACACAGAGAGGAGGAUUCAGGAUCAGUUUCAGAAGCUCCACCAGUUUCUAAAAGAGGAAGAGGAGGCCAGGAUGGCUGCACUGAGGGAGGAAGAGGAGCAGAAGAGUCAGAUGAUGAAGGAGAAGAUGGAGGCUCUGAGCAGACAGAUAGCAGCUCUUUCAGACACAGUCAGAGCCACAGAGGACGAGCUGAGAGCUGAAGACGUCUCAUUCCUGAACAACUACAAGGCUGCAGUGGAAAGAGUCCAGCAGCGCCCCCUGCUGGAUGAGCCACAGCUGCUCCCAGGAGCUCUGAUAGACAAGGCCAAACACCUGGGCAACCUGACCUUCAACAUCUGGAACAAGAUGAAGGAGAAGGUCUCCUACACUCCUGUGGUUCUGGAUCCAAACACUGUUGCCCCAAACCUCAUCCUGUCUGAAGAUCUGAGCAGCGUGAGGUGGGGAGAGAGACAACAGCUUCCUGACAAUCCAGAGAGGUUUAAGUAUUGGUAUGUCAUAGGCUCUGAGGGCUUUGACUCAGGGACUCACAGCUGGGAUGUUGAGGUUGGAGACAGUACAUGCUGGAUGCUGGGUGUGUGUACAGAGUCUGUCCAGAGGAAAGGACGCAUAGAGUCUGGACUGUGGAUGUUAUGGUUCAAUAAAGAUAAAUACUCAGCACGGUCACCACCAGCUCCACACACUGAUCUCGUAGUGAAGAAGAAGCUCCAGAGGAUCAGAGUGAAACUGGACUGGAAUGGAGGAAAGCUGUGGUUCUCUGAUCCUGAUACUAACACACACAUACACACCUUCACACACACUUUCACUGACAGGAUGUUUCCAUUCAUUAGCAUUGAGGGCAAACUGAAGAUCUUACCAGUGAAGGUCUGUGUGACAGUGAAACAGAGCAGAUAGUCUUCAUUUGAAUUCAGUGAUUGUUGAACAACUGCUCACUUCUAAUACGUGUCAGUAAAUUUAUUGAUGUAGAGGAAGAUAAUAAAUGAACAGACAUUUACAGCAGCAAGCAGAAGGAUUCUAAUCUAAUAUUAAAUGUUAAAGUCGUAGUUAAAUCAGAAUCAAAUUUGUUGGUGAACAAUGUGAACCCAGAGACUCCAGGACAGCAGCGUUAAGGAAAAAAUAUCCAUCAAUAUACAUGAAGGUCGUGUUUUUAUGGCGUCUGAGAGCUCAACAAGCUCUUCAUCAGUGUGACAAGACGUGUGUGCAGCAUUUAGGAAGCAAACACACACAACACAAGCAAACACAGACACACUCUGUGUUUUCCAAACUUUUCCAAGACAUUCAAUGAUUUUUAACUCAGCCUGACGUGCCUUCAGGGCUGAGUGCUGAUAUGACUGUGUCAUUAUUGUGUUGGUUAUGGAGUAUUUGUACAGAGUUAUUGUGUGACGUGUGAAUAUAUGGUGUGUGGGUAAAUGAAAUGGUGCAUUGUUUAUUUUGGUGUUGAUUUAUUAUGAUUAAUAAUAUUGUAUGGACCGUUAUGAUUUUGGUGAUCCCCUUGAUAAUGGUUUGAACCAAUUGGGCUCAACCAGCAGCCUUAUUUAAGGGAGCCUCAUUCAGCAUCUGGAAGUCUCAGAGGGCAGUACUAUGCUAUUGCCAUUUUUUCUUGUGUUUUGUCUAAUCUCAAACUGUGUUUAGAGUAUUGGUGUUUUUGGUCUUUUCUUUCCUGGCACCUGAAGCUUCGCUGCUUCCUGUUUCAAACCUCUUUCACCUGAAUCCGAACUCGCCUAGAUCCCUGUAUUCGGGGAGAUCGUCCUGGUCCCUGACAGACUGUCAGAACAGGAACUGAGCUUUUCAGCAAACUGUCAUGUUUACCUGAUUACAUUAAAGACGUCUAUGUAA